Messenger RNA from Gloeophyllum trabeum ATCC 11539, 375 nucleotides. RefSeq lists its product as uncharacterized. The coding region runs from base 1 to 375 and encodes 124 amino acids. The transcript has a single exon. Lineage: Eukaryota; Fungi; Basidiomycota; Agaricomycetes; Gloeophyllales; Gloeophyllaceae. The record is from RefSeq and is a predicted model, not a curated record.
AUGGCAGCCGUACCCCCGAAGGUCGAUGCCGCUUUCCGCGAUUAUUGCUACAUUCCAUACACGGCUCUCACGCAAGCCGCGUGCCUGCGCUCGGCACGCGGUGAGGAGGAUUACAUCCUGAACGCGAAAGGAGGCUUAACCGUCAAAGGCCUGAGCCGCGAGAACGAACGUGGCAUAUCGACCAUCGAAUGGCUGAAGGCAGCGAAAACAGCGGAGGAACAUACUCAGGUAUAUCACGGGAAAGACCGGGGUGACGCCCUCCAGAGUCACCACACCGUGGUGUUGUCGCUUGCUCAUUCACACGGGUGGGCAGUCGCAGUCGAAUACGACAUACAGCAGAGGGAAGCUGCCGCCAAUGACCAUCGACACAAUUGA